GGUGCACAGCCCCAUUUUAUUGUUGAAGAGACUGAGGCCCAGAGGGUUCCAGUUCCAGUUCUGUUUGUCCAUGGGCAAGUCCUUCAGCUUUGGAAAGUGCCUAUGGGCGGGCGGUUUUGAGGGUGUAAGAGGAGGCUUUCAGUGGGUGUCUUGGCUUUGGGCUUGGCUGGCACCUGUCUGCCUUCCCGGACACAAUCUAGCCUCCCCAGGCAGGUGCCCAGGCCCAAGGAAGGGCAGGGCUCACCCAAAUCUUUCACAAAUGUAUGAAGUCAAAAAUGUUCCUUAUACCUGGAGCCAAGCUAGAGUCUCUCUUUCAGUGAACACAUAACAGAGAAUUUGGGGAUGAGUAAGAGGAGGGUGCUCCCACCUGCCAUCUGCCUAGACUACCUGCCUGGGAAGAAAGACAGGCUGUGCUUACUAGAUAGGAUAACAUCCACAAAGCAGGAGAUGGGGCAUUUGAACUGGGCUUCAGGGGGGGUGAGUAGGAGCUUGCCUAUUGGAGAGAUGGACGGAGGGACAUUGCAGGCGGAGGAGCUUUCUACAUUUUUCCAGCAGGAAACUGACAGCACACGGACUCAAGACCACCCUUGACACCGUCAGCCACGUUAUGCGUGCCCAAGGUCCCCUCAGCCUACCAUCCCUGACGCUGCCUCUUGCCUCCUCCGUCCUGAUGCUGCUGCUGGGCAGCCUGUGGCUGGUGGGGGCUGGGCCCAGCCUUACCCUGGCCCCUGAGCUGCUGCUGGACCCUUGGCAGGCACACCGGCUGCUGACCCAUGCCUUGGGCCACACAGCCCUACCCGGCCUGCUCCUGAGCCUGCUGCUCCUGCCCACUCUGGGCUGGUGGCAGGAGUGCCACCUGGGAACUCUGCGGUUCCUGCAUGCCUCUGCCCUGCUCGCCCUGGCUGCUGGGCUCACGGGGGUGCUGCUGGCGGGCCUUGGGGUGUCCAGUGCAGCUGGCGGCUGCGGAUACAUGCCCGUCCACCUGGCCAUGCUGGCAGGGCAGGGUCACCACCCUCGCCAGCCCCAGGGGGUCCUGCCACCAUGGCUCCUGCCCUGGCUCCUACUGGCCUUGACACCACUGCUUAGCUCCGAGCCGCCCUUCCUGCAGCUCUUCUGCGGCCUUCUUGCCGGCCUGGCCUACAGAUGCAGCAGGGGCCUUCCGGUGGCUGGAGCUGUCAGAGCGGCGGCUGCAAGCACUGCAGGAGGGCGUCUUGUGCAGGGCACUGGCUGGGGGCUGGCCGCUCCGACUCCUUCCUACCCCAGGCAUCCCAGCAGAGCUGCCACUCACCCAUCCUGCCGGAGCGAGGUGAGCACAGUGCUGAAGACACCCCUCGUGGCAGCUGUGGCAGGGGCUGGCAGUCAGGCCCUCUUCUGCUUCUGCCCCUCCAGGCCUCCCACCCCCGGACCUCCUUACAUGGCCUCCCCUAGCCUCUGGGCCCUCAGUGAAGGCUCAGCCCUGCUCCCGCCAGGCCUGGGGCCUGUGCAACCAGCCUGGGAGGGCUCCUCAGAGGUGGGCCUGGCCUGGGCUGGGCCCAGCUUCCCCCCAGGGACCCCACUGUGGGCAGCCCUGGAUGAGCAGCUGCUGCAGGAGGGGAUUGAGGCCUCACUCCUCGAGGGGCCGCGUCCCGAGAGCCCACUCCGGCUGCCCAAGUCGUCUGUCUCCUCUCUGCGGCUGCAGCAGCUGGAGCGCAUGGGCUUCCCCACAGAACAGGCAGUGGUGGCCCUGGCAGCCACAGGCCGAGUGGAGGGUGCCGUGUCGCUGCUGGUUGGGGGGGAGGUGGGCACUGAGGCCCUGGUGACUCAAGGGAGGGGCGGGCCCGCUCACCCUGAGGGUCCUGGGCCUCCCUAGCCCAUGCAGGCCCAUGGGUGACAAGAGGCUUGGCCCGUUGGUGGGUAGCCUGAGCCCAGCCCUGUCUGCCAAGGGUUGCAGUGUGGUUCGGAAGAGGCCCCUCCGGCUCCCCACCCCGGUACUGUUUAGAAUAAAAACCAGUUCAUUUUUCAAGCUGGACCUCUGGAUGCA
This is a messenger RNA of Lutra lutra (Eurasian river otter), 2020 nucleotides long. It is a transcript of the gene RHBDD3, whose product is annotated as rhomboid domain containing 3. Gene Ontology annotation, cellular component: membrane. The record is from RefSeq and is a predicted model, not a curated record. Lineage: Eukaryota; Metazoa; Chordata; Mammalia; Carnivora; Mustelidae. The transcript is spliced from 5 exons. The coding region runs from base 608 to 1849 and encodes 413 amino acids. Gene Ontology annotation, molecular function: protein binding; serine-type endopeptidase activity.